AAAGUACUCCAGACACGCAGCCACUGCUGCUGGUCUGGGGCCUCACUGAAAUUAUUACCAAACCCGUUUAAUGCCAAGUUGGACCAACAGUCCAAACCAAUUCCCAGAAACCUCUGUCUGAAAGAUUACAGUACCAUGUACAGUUCGAAGCCCAAUCCAUUAGCGCAAUCCAAUACCCCAGACCAUAGUCCCCCACCCCAUUCAUUCCACGUAGUGUCGCGCGUCCAGAUCAUCUCAUGAACUCCACAAUCCAGCAAAACUCCAACCAUCAUCUAAAUCAGCCGGUUCCUCCGUCCACAGAUCACCACCACCAUGAGCCUACGGUCCCGUACUGCGUCUCCCGACAUCCAGCCAGUGGAGGACUCGUUGGCACGCCAGUCGGAUGUCACCGUAUCCACCAACAUCACACCCUACGCGGAAUACAAGGGCUUUUUCAUGUAUGUGUUGAGUGCGCUUGUACUUGUGCUCUGGACAUGCUGGGCCCUCUUGCCUGAGUGGUUCAUCCAGGAUUACCUUUCCAUCCACUACUACCCUGACAACUACUGGUCGUUGGCCAUCCCGGCCUACUCGUUAAUGGCGAUGCUCUUCGUGUACAUUGCGUUGGCACUUUACAACACGGAGGUCAAGACGUUUCCGCUAGACGACAUCCGCAACUUCAUAGACGAACACUCGGCCUUUGCGGGUGCUGUGGGCACGUCUGGCUUGAGCCACCACCAGCAGGUGGCCAGAGCAGUAGAGUACGUGCAUAAGGCACCCAGUGGGGUGUGGGAUCUUCCCAUUACCUUGGUCAACGAAGUAUUGUAUAGUGACAAGGAGUCUACAUAGAUGCAAGCUGUAAGUAUUGCUUGGUCACGAAGUAAAUAAUGAAAAUAAGAAUCUAUAUAGAUGAGCGAGCUAUAAUAUUGCUUGGUCAACGAAGA
Messenger RNA from Suhomyces tanzawaensis NRRL Y-17324, 920 nucleotides. RefSeq names its product phosphatidylinositol N-acetylglucosaminyltransferase (gene GPI19). The record is from RefSeq and is a predicted model, not a curated record. The transcript has a single exon. NCBI's taxonomy places the organism in Eukaryota, Fungi, Ascomycota, Pichiomycetes, Serinales, Debaryomycetaceae. The coding region runs from base 313 to 825 and encodes 170 amino acids.